Messenger RNA from Glycine soja, 1167 nucleotides. Its product is annotated as imidazoleglycerol-phosphate dehydratase, chloroplastic-like. Gene Ontology annotation, biological process: L-histidine biosynthetic process. The record is from RefSeq and is a predicted model, not a curated record. Gene Ontology annotation, molecular function: imidazoleglycerol-phosphate dehydratase activity. The coding region runs from base 103 to 939 and encodes 278 amino acids. The transcript has 8 exons. NCBI's taxonomy places the organism in Eukaryota, Viridiplantae, Streptophyta, Magnoliopsida, Fabales, Fabaceae.
UUUCAAUCCAAAUUCACGCCAAUUUUUUUUCCGUGGACCAAAAACAGCCUUGGAGAAAGAUCGGCGUUGUGCUGUUGCUGUUGCUGUUUUGCUACAUUGUGAAUGGAGCUUUCUGCACCUUCUUCACCCUCUCUUCUAAGAUGUCCUUCAUCCCUGCUUCUGAAUUCUAGGGUUAGGGUUUUCCAUACAAUACCCAGCCCCACACGCCCACCUUUCCAAGCUUCAAUCUUUUCACUCAACCAACGCAAUCUCACUCCAAUGGAUCUUCCCAGAAACGUCUCCUCCGCUGCCUUGGUGGGAGACAACGCUUCGGCCACGACCACUUUGCCAAUUGACUCAGAUGCUAGAAUCGGAGAGGUUAAAAGGGUCACCAAGGAGACCAAUGUAUCAGUCAAAAUAAACUUGGAUGGUUCUGGGGUGGCUGAUAGUAGUACUGGAAUUCCCUUCCUCGAUCAUAUGCUUGAUCAACUUGCUUCACAUGGGCUGUUAGAUGUACAUGUAAAGGCUACAGGUGACAUACAUAUUGAUGAUCAUCACACAAAUGAAGACGUUGCCCUUGCUAUUGGAACAGCUUUGCUGCAUGCCCUUGGCGAUAGGAAGGGUAUUAACCGGUUUGGUAACUUCUCUGCUCCUCUUGAUGAAGCAUUGAUACAUGUUUCACUGGAUUUGUCUGGCCGACCACAUCUAAGUUAUAAUUUGGACAUACCCACUCAGAGGGUUGGGACAUAUGAUACUCAGUUGGUGGAGCAUUUCUUCCAAUCCCUGGUGAACACGUCUGGUAUGACACUUCACAUUCAGCAGCUUGCUGGGAAAAAUUCUCAUCAUAUUAUUGAGGCAACCUUCAAAGCUUUUGCUCGGGCUCUUCGACAAGCAACAGAGUAUGAUCCACGUCGCCGUGGAACUAUACCAAGUUCGAAAGGGGUUCUGUCCCGUAGCUAAUAUUUUUCUGGCGGUGGACCUUCAUGGCUCCACAAUCACAGUCCUUAGAUGCUGUGUGAUGGAUAAAUGCUUGUGCGGGGGCAGUAUUUGUGAUAGAACACUGACCUCUGUAAACAAUAUUGUUGUACGUAUACUUAUUUCUAGAAAUAAAAAUAGUUUUUCUAGUGUUUUUUGGUGUACAUUUUUUAAAUAUAAUAAGUGGAAUUACAUUUUUGGUUUUUUUGUCGA